UGGAAUCUCACACAUUAGAUGCUGAAACAUGUCAGAAUAAUAAAAAUAGCCAACAACCUGCAGGUGACUUUUUAUAUAUAUAUAUACACAGACAUAUAUGUGUGGGUGACUCUGCGUAUAUAUAUAUAUCUAGAAGAGAGAAAGAGAGGGCUGAAAGAUGAUUAAAAGAAGUGUUAUUGCCUCUUCAAAGUGUAGAUACGGUGGUGCUCUCUCUCUUCAUAAAGGUAUCGGUAAGUCUGCAACUUCUCUUAAGCAUUGUGUUAAUUUCUUCAUUGAUUAUCAAUUUGCUUGCAACAACUUAAGGGCUUCGUUUCAUUCCCAAACUGUUAAUGAUAAAAAAACCUCACUUUACGAAGCCUGUCAGAAAUCAACGCAGAUUUGAGUUCACUAACCUUAAUGAUGCACUCGCAAUGUUUGAUCAAAUGUCUCAAGUGCGACCUCUUCCUUCAAUUGUGCAUUUUAAUCAAUUUUUAGGGGCCAUUGUGGGAAUGAAACAUUACACCACUGCUAUUUCUUUGCUUAAGCAAAUGGAAUCCUCAAUAAUGGUAGAGCCGAACGAGUAUACUCUGCCAUCUCAAUGAAUUGUUACUGCCAUUUGAAUCGGGUCGAUUUGGGUUUCUCUGUUCUAGGGAAAACUUUGAAGCUUGGUUAUGAAGUGAACAGUGUGAUGAUCAACACUUUGAUGAGGGGACUCUGUUUUGAGGAAAAAAUAGGUCAGGCAGUAGAGUUGUUUAAUGACAUGGGGGCAAAAGGAUUUCGACAUAAUACAGUUACUUGCGGCACGAUUAUAAAUGGGUUGUGCAAAACAGGGAACACCAGCGCAGCUAUUGAGUUGGUUAAGAAGUUGGAAGAGAGAAAUUGGGAAACCAAUGUGAUUGUCUAUAUCAUGAUCAUUGACAGUCUUUGUAAGGACAGAUUGGUAGCUGAGGCCUUUGACUUCUUUUCAGAAAUGAUACAUAAAGGCAUUUCUCCAGAUGUUAUUACUUACAACUCCUUAAUCCUUGGCCUAUGCAAUUCAAACCAGUGGAAAGAGGCUACAAAUUUGUUAAAUGAAAUGGUGAACCAAAAAAUAAAACCGAAUGUAAGAACCUUCAAUAUAUUGGUGGAUGCAAUUUGUAAGGAAGGGAAGGUUGCAGAAGCAGUAGAAAUAGUUGAAGUGAUGAUUGAAAGAGGUGAGGAGCCUAAUACAGUCACUUACAAUGCACUGAUGAACGGUUAUUGUUUACAAAGCAAAUUUCAUGAGGCAAAGAAGAUAUUUGAUUUGAUUGUUGGUAGGGGUUGUGCCCCUGAUAUUCAAAGCUAUAACAUCUUGAUUAAUGGAUAUUGUAAGAAGCAAAGAAUGGAUGACGCUCUCAGACUUUUUCAGGAAAUUUUCCGGAUGGGGUUGAUUCCUGAUGCUGUUACUUACAAUACUCUUAUAGGUGGUUUUUGCCAUGCAGGAAAACCUCUAGUUGCACAAUGACUUCUAAAUGAGAUGCAAGCCCGUGGCCAACAUCCUAAUGUUAUAACAUAUUGUACUUUGUUAGAUGGAUUGUGUAAGAACCAAUGUCUGGCUGAGGCAAUGACCUUGUUUCAAGACAAGGAAGAAUGUGGACUGCAUCCUGAUAUUGUGGUUUACAACAUCCUCAUUGAUGGUUUGUGCAGAGCUGGAUGCAUUAAAGAUGCAAGGGAACUCUUUUAUAGUUUUCCUUCCAAAAGGUUCCAACCUAAUGUUUUCACAUAUAGUAUUAUGAUCAAUGGACUCUGUAAGGAAGGAUUGUUAAGCGAAGCAAACAUGUUGCUUAAGAAAAUGGAAGGGAGUGGUUGCUCACCAGAUGGUUGCACCUAUAAUAUAAUUGUGCAGGGAUUUCUUCGAAAGAAUGAGACGCUAAUGGCAAUGCAACUUCUUCAAGAAAUGGUUGAGAAGGGGUUCUCUGCCAAUUUAGGUACUGUGAGCCUUUUGUUGGAUUUAUCAAGUAAUAGUGGAUUGGAUCAGUCAGUUUUGGAGAUGCUCAAUAAGUUUCUGUGAUCACUAUUGGGUUCUCUUAUGUUAGGUGGAAGAUUCAUAUUUGUUAGCCUUGCAGUGUGCUGUAUGUAUGGCUUAUUGAUGCUUGCAUCAGUGUGUCUUCUUCAUGUUUUAGGGGCGAAAUUGUUGUUCCAUGAGAAGUACGAAAAAGAGAACCUGAGUUGGGUGAUGUUGGGGAACUUAAGAAGAAUGCCGGAGGGAUUUGUAUGAAACUGAUUGCUGCUGAAGCAUAUGGGAAUGGUGGUUCAAUGGCCCCAAAGAGAUACGAGUUUCCAAGCUUUGAAAUUUACCAAGAACUGUGUGCUUAUCAUCUCUGCCUUUGUCUGUCAGGAUGUUUCAAGAAUGGUACCUCAUCAACUUCACUUUCCUUUCUUGUUUACGCAUUAUAUAGUGAGCGUAUGCUGUCCUUACUUUCCCUCUUAAUUACUUGUUGUUAAUAAACUUAAUCUUAUAACCAUCUCAUUACGAACCCUUUCGAAUCCAUCAAAUAUUUUUGUUGCAUCUUCACUUUCCUUCAAAUUGUUUUGGUUUACUCAUUGCACUGACACAAUAUCUGAUUCCAAUCUCUUAGCUUGCAAAGGACCCCAUAUUAAUGCUUUGGGUUGUGGGUUCAUUAU
Molecule: messenger RNA, 2622 nt
Organism: Cornus florida
Lineage: Eukaryota; Viridiplantae; Streptophyta; Magnoliopsida; Cornales; Cornaceae
Product: pentatricopeptide repeat-containing protein At1g12775, mitochondrial-like
Exons: 1
Coding region: 578-1462 (294 amino acids)
Molecular function (GO): protein binding
Source: RefSeq, a predicted model, not a curated record